This is a messenger RNA of Echinococcus granulosus, 2763 nucleotides long. RefSeq names its product General vesicular transport factor. Gene Ontology annotation, biological process: intracellular protein transport; endoplasmic reticulum to Golgi vesicle-mediated transport; vesicle fusion with Golgi apparatus. The transcript has 14 exons. Bases 1 to 2763 code for a protein of 920 amino acids. NCBI's taxonomy places the organism in Eukaryota, Metazoa, Platyhelminthes, Cestoda, Cyclophyllidea, Taeniidae. The record is from RefSeq and is a predicted model, not a curated record. Gene Ontology annotation, cellular component: cytoplasm; ER to Golgi transport vesicle membrane; Golgi membrane.
AUGGAUCUGUUCCGGCGAUACCUUUCCCAGUCUACGGAGAUUGGUGAAGAUGCUGGUGCGAACGUCAUUGAGACUCUCGUGGAACGUCUGCAGACGGCGACUCGUGUCGAGGACAGACGCGACUCUAUGCGUGGCAUUAAGGCCCUUUCUAAACGCUACCGUCUUGAGGUCGGAACUCAAGCCAUGCCUGCGUGCAUUGAGGCUCUUUCGCGAGACAGCGAGGAUUCGGAUACUGUUUCGUACGCCCUGGAUGCGCUUUGCAACAUAAUGAAUGACGCGCGAACAGAUAUGGAUCCACAGGAGUUAGUCAACAUUCCACCAGAUCUGGGAAAGCAGUUUACCGAGAUUUUUGUAAAGGACCCCGAGAACGUCCAAUUGGUGCUUUCCUUCCUUUCGUCCUACGACAUGCAUCUUAGAAGGCAGACUAUUCAGCUGUUGAUUCUCAUGCUGCAAAAUAAUCGAAAAGGGGUUCAGGAUUUGCUACUCAAUUCCCCCAUGGCAGUCUCUAAAUUCAUGGCUACACUGUGCGACCCUAUGGAGGUCAUUCGAAAUGACGGCCUCCUGCUUCUGCUCUACUUCACAAAGAACCACGCGACCAUUCAGAAGAUAGUGGCUUUUGAGAACGUGUUCGAGCGUAUUCUCUCUAUUGUGGAGGCAGAGACAGUGGGCGACGGAGGUGUGGUGAUUGAGGACUGCUUCCGUCUGCUUCACCAACUACUCGCGGGCAAUCAGCAAAACCAAGUCCUCUUCAAGGACUGCCGAUUCGUGCAGCGUCUAGCCAAACUGUUUGAACAAAUCCCUCAGGAGCUUGAGGAGUCCUCCACUUGGUCGGCGCAGAAGUUGGUCAAUGUUAGCUGGCUCCUCAAGAUCUUCCGGACUCUGAUGAGCACCAUCAACAAGAGUCAAAGUGUCAAAAGUUGCCAGGAAGAGAUGCGGGCCUGCGGCCUCUUGAACAGUCUCUGGAAGGUGGUUAUGGCAGGCAGAGUGCCGGCGGAACUGCUGACUGAAACUCUCUAUAGUCUGGGUGAAAUAAUACGCGGUUGUCCAACUAAUCAGGAGGCAGUGGUUGCCAUGGUUGCACCCUCCGAGCCACCUCAGCCCGCUAUUACCGUUCUUCUUGUCACCAUGGUCAAUGAGCGUCAACAACUCGCUGUCCGGUUGGCUGUGCUCUAUUGUUUCCAGUGUCUUCUUGCGGACAAUAGCGAGAUCCAGACCACUGUGGUUUCGACUCUCCUACCAAAACAUUCUGAACCUGCAUGCGUGAUGAGUGCGGGGCAAUUGCUAUGCGGUGGUCUCUUCUCGCAGGAUGCCCUCUCAGCCUGGUUCUCGGCUAUCGCACUCUUCCACUCUAUUAACCAUAACCGCGGGUUGAAGGAGAGCCUCCUCCGCGUCCACAUGGCUCCCUCCUCAGGCAGUGGCCCUCCAGUCACUCUCAUGCAUCAAUGCUUUCGUCUCAUCUCCCAGACCGGGCGUGCUCAAGGUAAGAUAGGUCUACUACAGUUCCUCUGUGCCUGGCUCUCACACUGUCCACUGGCAGUGGAGGCCUUCCUUUCUCUUCGUCCUGCCAAUCGCCACUCUCAAUCGACCACAGCCGCACCGAACAAAAAUAACGGCGGCGGCGGUGGCGCUGGUGCCGCUCUCUCGCACCUCAUUGCUGAUGUGCUUGCAGGCGAGGGCGAGGAAAUUGACAUUAUCAGCUGUCUCUCAGCCCUCCUCAUUGGCAUCUGUGUGUGCUACAACAACGGUGCUGUUGAGGGCUACGACAGUGAGUCUCUCAUGAAGACGAUCGACAAACGCAUUGGUGUCGACGAUCUAGUCAAACGCAUCGGCCAGGUCUAUCGCUCGGACGAGUUUGUCCGUGUUAUAAAACGUCCCCUAUUGGAGGCUGCGAAACCAAAUGAUUUGGUUUUCGAUUAUGACUUCACCCGGCUCUUCAAAACUGUUGAGUUCGAGGUAUGCACGCGCCUUUCCCGAUCGAGCGGUCAGACGGAAGAGGGCUCCGGAGUCACCCAGGGUAAUGGCCAGGUGGAGUUGUCGGUGGCGGUAGAGGAGGGAGAGGCGAAGCGAUGGGCUCACCAACAGGAGAUGCUGUUGGCCUAUCAGGGGGCUGUGGCCGAACGCGAUGCCGCUCUGCAGAGCCUCCAACUACGCGUUAUUGAACUUGAGCGUCAACUCUCCUUUGUGCAUCAAAACGGCUAUCCUGCGGAGAAGCAGGAUGAGGCCUCUGCGGUCGCUGCCAAUUCGGACCUGCAAGUGGCAUUGGCCCAAAAAUGUGAAAAACUGGAAGCUGCAGAGAAGCGAAUUUCAGAGCUAGAAGACGCUCUCAAAGUUGCUGACACCGAAAAGGCGACCAUUAAGUCAGAACACGAGGACCUUCUGCUUCUUUUGAGUGAACAGGAUUCCCAGAUAAGCCACUUGACUGCGGAAUUGGCGAAGCUGUCCACUCAGCCACAGCAGACCCCUCAACGACUGGUAGCGUCUUCAGCAGCUCCACAGCCGCUGCAGCAACAGUCACAAGCACCAACUGCGCAGACCAUGGCUUCUCCUCAGCAUUCUGCAGAUGUGUCACGGUAUCCACCAGGUGUUGACCAACAAGCCCACUCCUACGAGUACCUUCCCGACAAACAGCAAACUUUCGGGUAUCAACCUCAGAUAGCUUCCCAGUCGAAGGCACUGCCACCGUUGCUACCACCUAUUCCUUUCUACCACCCUACUGUCCCCACCAGUGGAGAACAAGGUCGCCUCACCUUCGGUCAAUCCUAG